This is a messenger RNA of Drepanopeziza brunnea f. sp. 'multigermtubi' MB_m1, 1425 nucleotides long. RefSeq lists its product as uncharacterized. NCBI's taxonomy places the organism in Eukaryota, Fungi, Ascomycota, Leotiomycetes, Helotiales, Drepanopezizaceae. Gene Ontology annotation, biological process: GABA catabolic process. The record is from RefSeq and is a predicted model, not a curated record. Gene Ontology annotation, molecular function: succinate-semialdehyde dehydrogenase (NAD+) activity.
AUGCUCACCGUUCCCCUCUUCAUCAACGGCAGAGAUGUUACCACAUCCAAGACCAUCGAUGUCACCAGCCCCUCCACCGGCCAAGUCAUCCACCGUGCUGCGGCAGCUGGUGUCGCGGACGCCAUCGCUGCCGUAGAAGCUGCGCAGGCCGCAUUCCCAGCGUGGGCUGCGACCACUCCCGAUGCCAAACGCAAGAUCUUUUACAAGGCCGCCGACCUCCUCGAGGCGCGACUCGAGGAGGCCGGGAAAGUCGAAGAGGCGGAGAUCAGCGCCCGUCCCAGCUUCGCAGGCGGCUUCGAUGUGCCGAAUGCAAUUGCAGGACUCAGGAGCGUUGCGGGCGUGAUCGGGUCCGUCUGGGGGAGCAUUCCUUCGCUGAGCAAUCCCAAGAAGGAGGCGCUGGUGCUGAAAGAGCCGUUUGGUGUGAUUCUGGGCGUGGCACCUUGGAACUCACCUUAUAUCCUCGGUCUCCGAUCGUUCUCUUUUGCCAUAGCAGCGGGUAACACGGCCGUCAUCAAAGUCUCGGAACUGGCUCCUCAGUCCAUGGGCAUACUCGGCCAGGUGUUUCGCGACGCAGGCCUUCCCGACGGCGUUCUUAACAUAAUCCAAACGCACCCCUCGGACGCCGCCGCCGUUACUAGAGCCAUCAUCGAGCACCCCGCCGUUCGCAAGAUCAACUUCACGGGCUCCGCCGUCGUAGGCCGCAUCGUGGCCGAGCUCGCUGGCAAGAACCUGAAGCCCAUGCUGAUGGAGCUAGGUGGCAAGGCGCCCGCCAUCGUGCUGCCCGACGCGGAUCUGGAGCUGGCCGCGAGGGAAUGCGCCGUCGGGGCGUUCCUGCACAGCGGCCAGAUCUGCAUGGCGACCGAGCGGAUCAUCGUCGUCAAAGGCAUCACGGACAAGUUCGCCGAGGUGCUCAAGGGGACCAUCGAGGCCAUCUUCCCCUCUAAGGGCGAUGCCCUGGUCCUGAUCAGCGAGGCCGGCGUCAAGAAGAACAAGGCCCUGGUCGCGGACGCCCAGCGCAAAGGCGGGGAGGUCAUCUUCGGGGACGUCAACGCCGCGGAGGCUGCACCGGUGCUCAUGCGGCCUGUGGUCGUCAAGGGCGUUACGAAAGAGAUGGACAUCUACUACACGGAAUCCUUCGGGCCGACCGUCUCGCUGAUCGAGGUCGAGGACGAGGAGGCGGCUAUUCAGUUGGCGAACGACACCGAGUACGGCCUCAGCUCGUCCAUCUUUACCCGAGAUCUCCUGGCGGGCCUUCGUGUGGCGAAGAGGAUCGAGUCCGGUGCCGUGCAUAUCAACGCCAUGUCGGUUCACGACGAGCCAGCGCUGCCGCACGGGGGCGUCAAGGCUAGCGGGUGGGGACGCUUCGGGUCGCAAGGCAUAGACGAGUGGUAUAAGACAAAGACGAUUACUUACAUGACUUCUUGA